Aspergillus uvarum CBS 121591 is the source of this 490-nucleotide messenger RNA. RefSeq lists its product as uncharacterized. The record is from RefSeq and is a predicted model, not a curated record. The coding region runs from base 109 to 366 and encodes 85 amino acids. Lineage: Eukaryota; Fungi; Ascomycota; Eurotiomycetes; Eurotiales; Aspergillaceae. The transcript has 2 exons.
GAUGACUCAGCGGGUUUCUGCUCAGGCCCACCGCCAAGCGUGGAGGGGAGGACAAAGAUGAGACAGUACAUCUACCCUCUAACAGUCGUAUAGCUUCCACCGGUCUUGAUGCUUUCAUGCUGCCGGUCUGUGUGUGGCAGACUCUCUUUCAACAAGGUGAAUUUCAUGAGUGCGUCUAAAGCAGAGUACACUUGCCAAUGGGCCCGUCCGCAAAAUCGCCUUUCUCUGUCUAUCCCAGCAAAAAGAAUGUCUACUCUCAUUCCCGUCCUUGCUCUACACCUGUUGCACGCGGUAGCUGAGCAGGAAACCUCGGCGCAGUCGCUCUCAACGCGUAUCCUACAUGAGUACUCUCAUGUGGCCCACUAGUCGCUUGUCAAGACCUUGUCCAUAAUAUACGGCUAGACCAAGGACCCGUUCUGGUGGGAGGUGGUCCUUUUCGAAUCUCACGGUGGUUUGGCAUUCGACCACCAGUGGUAUGGGUGUUAAAGAU